Molecule: messenger RNA, 2131 nt
Organism: Wyeomyia smithii (pitcher-plant mosquito)
Lineage: Eukaryota; Metazoa; Arthropoda; Insecta; Diptera; Culicidae
Exons: 4
Coding region: 93-1886 (597 amino acids)
Molecular function (GO): metal ion binding
Source: RefSeq, a predicted model, not a curated record
CCUGGCAUCUCUGGUCGAAUACCUAUGAGAUGAAUUUUUUAGUUCUGGUCUGUUUUAAACGUUUUUCAACAAAUUUAAAGUUAGGCACAUAAAUGGAGAGCAAAUGUGUAGAUUUAAAUGUAAAAGGGCAUGAUUCAAAUGGAAAGCACUCAAAUGAUUCUCAAACAUCGCAGCCUGAAGUUGAAACAAAGAUGUCUGCCGUCAAACGACGUCUUGAUAGCGACCUAAAUGAUGAUGGUGCCCCAGGAUUGGAACCACAAAAGAAACUUUGUCGGUUCUUCUAUUUGGAUGAUUGCGCCGAACUUAGUUGUCGCUAUAUGCAUUCAGAAUUUCCUUGCAAGUAUUACUAUUUUGGAUUGAAGUGCCGCGAUGGUAAGCGCUGUAAGCUAAGGCACGGAACAGCACUGCAGCCGGAUAUGGAGGAAGCUCUGUGGAAUCAUAUAAAAACAGCUCCGGCCAAUAUUUUACAGCAUUUUCCGUGCUUUCCAGAGGCACUUCUUAAGAAAAACUAUGAAGAACGGCAUAGUGAGCUGCUUUUGAUGGAACGAGAGGGGUUGAUAACGGAUAAAAAAAGUUUUCCAAAAAAUAAUUUGUCUAAUCCUAUUUCAUCAACUUUACUAAGCGAAGCUAUCAAAACUUUCACUAGAACACAGCAACUUGAGGAAGCACUAGUGCAAGCGAGUGAAUUGAAAGAUAUUUUAACGUACGGGCAGAUUGUUACUUUGGCUAAUAAUGGAGUACGGAGCAAAGAUUCAUUAUUUACAUUGAAUUCGACUACACUUUUAGAGUUGGGAUUCGACGAUAACACGUUGAAGAAGAUUGAACGUUUUAAAAAUAUUCACAAUGAACAAACUAGUUCUGCCGAGAUUGACAAUAAAUUUUCGGAUUUAGUGAAAUGUUUACCUGGUCUCGAAGAAGGAUCAGCUAUUGAGACAAUAGUUAAGUCAACUGAGAAACAAGACCUAACUGAUCAAGAACUGCUUUCCAUUUUGAACGACGAUUCGACCCCGUCGACUAUUUCUAUUACAAGUCCCAUCGAUUUCACAAUAGCGUCAUCAUCAUCUAACAAUGAUGAAAAUGGGUCUUCGAAAAAAUGUUUGUUCAAAUCUACUCCUAAUCGAAAUGACGAAGAUUUGCGAGACGUUACUAAACCAAAAGUUCUUCGUAUAGGAAGUUUGCUGAAUUUGGGUUUCAGUUUAAGUCAAAUGGAAAUGUUAGAAAAAGAACAAGGAAUUCUUUUGACACCCUCGGGUACUCCUGCAUAUAAAUCUGCUGGCGACAGUGGUGAUUUGAAAGUAAUUGAUGCCUCCUUGUGCCACAGAAAUCUUUUCGGAAGCGAUGAAUCCGAUAAACUCCAACAAAUGUUAAGCAAAGAAAAUGAAACUAAUAGUGAAGAAUUAGAAUCUGUAAAAAGAAUCGUUGAACAGGUUUGCAAAAUCGAUUCUUCAGCUACAAAUGGCAAAGAAAGUGAUAUUGGGUGGGCAAGUGAAGGUGACAUUGACCUUCAAAAAUUCGGUUCACCAGUAACAGAUUCAGCAAAUCAAUCUUGCUGCAGCGACAGUGACAGCCAGACUCGUUUUCAAAUGCCUUUUAAAUCAAUGAUUGAUUUCUACACACCAGCCCAGGAGAUUGAAGCAUCCAACGGAAAAUUUCCGUCUAUCGAUUAUCGUUUAAUUCCGAUUGAUAUUCCAGUGCCAAAUUUUGAACGCGUUAGAGAAUCGUUUGUUAUCGAGCCUACGUAUAGCUUGGAUCCACGCAUUCAAUUGAUGUUCAACGUGGGUUCAUCCGAGAUUGUGUGCAUCGAUUCCCCAAGGCAUAGCGCACGGGAUCCACGUUUGAACAAGCAACAACUAUCGACUAGCAGCAUUCAGCCGAAUGCAACGUAAGAUAACGUAUUGUUUUGCAUAUUUUUAAAUACCGAAAUACGAUACUGGAAAUCGUAACUUAUAUUAAAACAAGGUUUGCUUGUUAAACAAAACGCGUCAAAAUUUUCGGAGAGUGCAGACGUGAGUUAAGUUUUUAUAAACUGUUCAUUAACAUGUAGUUUAAAUGUUACUUUGUUCAGUACUGUUAUUUGUUUUUCGAACUAUUAAUAUGUUGACCAUGGAAUAAAUAGUAAAUAAGAGUUGAA